Molecule: messenger RNA, 1473 nt
Organism: Penicillium riverlandense
Lineage: Eukaryota; Fungi; Ascomycota; Eurotiomycetes; Eurotiales; Aspergillaceae
Exons: 6
Coding region: 1-1473 (490 amino acids)
Biological process (GO): chromate transport
Molecular function (GO): chromate transmembrane transporter activity
Source: RefSeq, a predicted model, not a curated record
AUGUUGCUCCCUGCGCCCCUCUCACGACAGAAUUACGGCAACGAGGAUUCCCUUGCUCGCCGCAUGAUCGAUGUCUUUCUACGUACCUGGGAUUUGGGUUUUACUUCGUUCGGGGGCCCGCCUGUACAUUUCCAAAUUCUCUAUCGCAGGUUCGUGGAAGGGAAGGGAGAGAAACAAAGAUGGGUGGAUGAACAGAUGUAUCAGGAACUCUUCGCUAUCUGCCAGGGCCUUCCUGGUCCAGGCAGCACCAAGAUGCUAUUCUGUCUCGUCUUGCUUCAUGCGGGUUUCAUUCCGGCUAUUAUGACGUUUCUGAUUUGGAGUCUCCCCGGGGCAGCGGGCAUGUAUGCACUCUCAGUGGGUGUCCAAAACCUUAGUCGAACUCUCCCUGAUCCAGUCUAUGCCCUCCUUUCGGGACUCAACGCUGCGACCGUCGGUAUUGUGGCGGUUUCCGCAGUGCAGCUUUCAGAAAAAGCAAUCCAGGACAAUAUUUCACGCAUACUUAUUAUUUUUGGCGCCUGCGCGGGUCUCUGCUAUAAUGCCCUGUGGUACUUUCCGGUGUUGAUGCUUAUUGGUGGUCUUGUUAUAGCUACUUGGGAUGGGUGGCUAUAUUCUCAACUACAGAGGACGAAGAUUGCUUGGAAGAAUAGGCAUAAACGUCCAGCAGAUUCCGAGGAGGCGAACUCGAGCUCUAUGGUGAUGGAGUCUACACAGUCUACACCACCGGGACUAGUGGAACGGAACGAAAGGAUACGAUCAAGGAAAGUCAGCCCGGAUGAAACCUUGCCACAGUGCUCUGGGGCUUUGGUGAAUUCGACACGGUCGACACAGACUGGAACAAGUCAAUCGCCAAAAUAUGGUAUUCGCGUCCGGUCUGGGCUUGCUAUCCUAGCUGUCUUCUUUGCCUCGUUUAUCGCAAUCCUUGUCGCUAGAGCCAAAUUGACCCGUCCCCCCUCCCCCUUGAUCUAUUCGCUAGUAUGUACCUCGCUGGAACUUCCGGGUUGGGUUUCUAGUCGCGACUUUCUAAUCGGCCUGGCCAUUAUCCAAGCCUUUCCGGGACCCAACUUCAACUUUGCGGUCUUUUUGGGUUCUCUCGCCCUGCAGCAUUCCCAAUUCCCAACUGUCUUUGGCGCAUUUCUAGGCUGGCUAGGGAUUUUUGUCCCGGGAAUUACUCUGGCUGUUGCAAUCCAGAGUUUCUGGAGUGUGUUGCGGAAGAGGAGAUCUGUGAUUCGCUUCCUGCGAGGCGUCAACGCUACAGCGAUCGGCUUAGUGUUCACUGCUGUGUACCGGCUAUGGGGGAUAGGCUAUUUGACAGCGACCAAUAGCGCUGGACAAAGUCUGGCAAAUGAGCCGUGGUGGUUAGUGAUCACGACGGUGUCAUACGCAGGCAAUGCAUGGUUCCGAUUACCUCCAGCUGUGUCGAUUAUUAUUGGCGCAUUGCUGGGGCUGUGCUGGUACGGAGCUGUGGGGCGGUAG